Molecule: messenger RNA, 939 nt
Organism: Ipomoea nil (Japanese morning glory)
Lineage: Eukaryota; Viridiplantae; Streptophyta; Magnoliopsida; Solanales; Convolvulaceae
Exons: 1
Coding region: 1-939 (312 amino acids)
Source: RefSeq, a predicted model, not a curated record
AUGGAGAUUAUCGUAUCCUCCUAUACUUUUUGUCUCAUCCUGCUGCUGCUGUUUACGACUCACCAAGGUGCCAUGGAUAUUCGACAGAUUGAGAAACAGUGUGCGGAUUUGUCACUGGCUGAUGAAGAGAUUGGCGGAUUGGACGCACCCGAUUUGCAGACAAUACCCGAUGGAUCGAUUCACUAUAAUCUGGUUGGUCGCCUCCUCACGGAUCGGCAGGUCCGGUUCGACCACUUGCAGCAGGUUCUCGCGUCUGUAUGGUGCCCAGUCAUGGGAAUGUACGUGGUUUCGCUAGCGAACGAUCUUUUCUUAUUCCAGUUUCCGCAUCCGAGGGAUCUUCAGCGCGUGGUUGAUGAUGGACCGUGGUCCUUCGAGAAUAAUCAUUUGAUUUUGGAGCAGGUUCUGAGGGGUGUUCUACCGGAAGAGGUGAAGCUGGAUUCUGUUCCUUUUUGGAUCCAGGUUCACGGUUUGCCUACCAUGUAUGCCUCAUCCGAAUUCCUCGCGAAGAUCGGGGAGUAUGUGGGUGAUUUCAUUGCAGCCGACCCUUUCAAUUUUGGAGGGGCAUGGAAGAGCUACCACCGCAUCCGUGUUCGACUAAAUGUCUCAUCUCACCUGAAGCGACGUAUGCGUCUAAAGCGGCGGGAUGGCACCAUACAGUGGAUCACGUUCAAAUAUGAACGUCUAAGUACUUUCUGCUAUUGCUGUGGUAUAUUAGGCCACUCUGAUAAGUUCUACAAAACUGUGUACGAGGAAGGCAUUCUGCCAGACGCAUUUCCGUUUGGCACCUGGAUGCGGGCAGGGCCGAGACGCCAAGUUAAACCAAUUGGAUCGAAGUGGCUAUUACAGACCCCUAAUUCAUCGCCGGAGCCAUCUACUCUCCCUCCGGCUGGGCCAUCGCCGACUGUUCUGGUGGGACUGGAGGAAGCAGGAGGGUUAUAG